This is a messenger RNA of Oncorhynchus keta (chum salmon), 2315 nucleotides long. RefSeq names its product olfactory receptor 4S1-like. Bases 296 to 1237 code for a protein of 313 amino acids. Gene Ontology annotation, biological process: G protein-coupled receptor signaling pathway. NCBI's taxonomy places the organism in Eukaryota, Metazoa, Chordata, Actinopteri, Salmoniformes, Salmonidae. The transcript has a single exon. Gene Ontology annotation, cellular component: membrane. Gene Ontology annotation, molecular function: G protein-coupled receptor activity; olfactory receptor activity. The record is from RefSeq and is a predicted model, not a curated record.
AUAAUGCUUCAUGCACACCAGAAUGUGAUAUAUGUUGAAUGCCAGACUGUAUGCUCACUGCAUUUUACUGUACUCUAAGUGGGUGCUGAAGCUGGGUGGUUUAGGGUUGUUCUGCAAUCAAAAUAAUGUUCAACCUCUCAAUGCCAACAACACUGUUCAAAGGAGAGAUAUCAUUGUUGAGAGGCUGACAGACUGCUGUAUGGUUGUCUGUUACUGUUAGAAUAUAUAUAUAUUUUUAAAGAUAAACUGAACAUUCUCAGGUCCUGUGUACACUAGCCAUGUGUGCCUGCUGUCAAUGACAAUAGAGUUCAACUCCUCCCAGGAGAUAGUGUUUGUGUUGCAUGGACUGAACGUGACACAGAUAAACAAACACAUCUACUUCUCAUUUACUCUCAUCCUAUACAUCUUCACCAUUUUUGUGAAUCUGAUACUGAUCGUUACCAUUUUUCUGGAGAAAAUGUUGCAUGAACCUAUGUAUUUAUUUCUCUGUAAUCUGUGUAUUAAUGGUAUCUAUGGUGCUUCAGCUUUCUACCCAAAGAUACUUUAUGACCUUUUAUUUGACUCUCAUGUGAUAACAUACCCUGGGUGCAUGACCCAGAUAUUGGUAAUCUACUCCUAUGCUUUCUGUGAAUUCACCAGCUUGACAGUGAUGGCAUAUGACAGGUAUGUUGCCAUCUGUAAACCGUUACAAUACCACUCUAUCAUGACUACUCGAAAAGUGUGGACACUGCUUCUUCUUACGUGGCUUUUCUCAUGGCUAGAAAGUGGCUUCGGCAUGGGAAUAACAGCUAAAUUACCCCUCUGUGGCAUCGACAUCGAUAAACUCUACUGCUCAAACUGGGCCAUCGUGAAGCUCUCAUGUGUUGACACCACUCUGAACAACCUCUACGGCUUCAUUGCCACUUUUUCUCACAUCUCUCAAAUGAUACUCAUCGUGAUUUCUUAUGUGAACAUCAUCAAAGCGUCUUUGCGUUCCCGUGCGGAGAGGAAGAAGUUCAUGCAGACCUGUCUGCCUCAUCUGAUCACCCUCACUAACUUCACCAUAUCCCUCACCUUCGAUGUGAUGUUUGCUCGCUACGGCAGCAACACCAGCCUGCUGGCCCUGAGGAAUAUCAUGGCGGUGGAGUUCCUAGUUGUGCCUCCUCUGGUGAACCCUAUCAUAUACGGGAUGAAACUCACUCAGAUUCGGAAUAGAGUUGGACAGAUGUUUAAACAUAAAGUUGCUGCCUUGACCUAAUUUAUUGUGGUGAUGUACUGUAGUGUGUAUCAACAUAUCUUUCUUGUUGAUCUAUUUUACAUAAAGCUUGACCAUUUUCAUUCACAAUUAAACACGUGGUACUUUAUUUAUUGAAAUAUUAAAAUUAUGAUAUUGGAUCCAUCAAUGGCCUUCGUCAGAAAAAUAUUUCAAGGACAUGUGUAAUAACCUUGGCUCACAUAUUUGUUGUUUUAAUGACAGAGAGCAUUUGGCGUCAUCUUCUUACCCUGACCAAUUAAGUGAAAUUAGCUGUGUAUAUGUCACAGGUGAGACAAAUGCCAUUUGAUUACUUUGCACGUUUUAGCCCAUGUACUCCUAAUCUAGUGCUUGCUAAUUGAGAAGUGUGAUUAGCUCCCUGUUGUUCCAUGCGAGAGGAUUUACUCUGCCCAAAAUCUGUACAUGAAAAAUAAUCCCACAAAGUGAGGAAUUUUUGUAUGUACACUACCGUUCAAAACUUUGGGGUCACUUAGACAUUUCCUUGUUUUUGAAGGAAAAGCACAUUUUUAGUCCAUUAAAAUAACGUCAAAUUGAUCAGAAAUACAGUGUAGACAUUGUUAAUGUUGUAAAUGACGAUUGUAGCCUCACAAGUCCUCAACUGACAGCUUGAUUAAAUAGUACCCACAAAACACCAGUCUCAACGUCAACAGUAAAGAGGCGACUUCAGGAUGCUGGCCUUCUAGGCAGAGUUGCAAAGAAAAAGCCAUAUUUCAGAUUGGCCAAUAAAAAGAAAAUAUAUAGAUGGACAAAAGAACAGACACUGGACAGAGGAUAUGAGACCCAUGGGAAAGUGCAGGUCAGAGGGAAACUAAAUUGUUGAAGCAGACAUUUGAGGUUGAAACUGUGGCAGAGCUAAGCCUAGGUUUUGCUAAGAGAAGUAUUGCUUGGAUGAAAUUAUGAUUUAAGUUGAUGCCAAGAUGCUUUCCCUCCACCUGCACUGAAAUCUGUUUUUGUUUGAUUGUGUUCACUAUUUUGUGUUAUCCUCCCUCUGUGUUUACUUAGCAAAGGCUAAUUUAGAUGGAAGCUAAAAUUGGGAGAGAAAUAAAUUAACUUGUGAACCUUU